Rhizophagus irregularis DAOM 181602=DAOM 197198 is the source of this 3125-nucleotide messenger RNA. Lineage: Eukaryota; Fungi; Glomeromycota; Glomeromycetes; Glomerales; Glomeraceae. The record is from RefSeq and is a predicted model, not a curated record.
CAAAAAUACAUAAUUAUAUUUAUUUAACAAAAAACUUUUUACGAAAGAUAUGGACGAUAUCGAUUAUGAAAAAGAUGAUAACAUUUCGUCGAAGAAAGAUCCAGAUAAAAAAGUUGAUAACAUUUCAGAUCGUCAAAUUGUAAUUUGUCAAGAUGGAAAAUAUGUUGCUAUAUUCGAUACAGUAAAUCUUCGGAUAGAAAUACUACAGAACCCUGAUUAUCGUCCAUUAAAUAAGAAAAAGGAUAAUUUUGGAAAUGAGAACGAAUUUAAACCCAUCGAGAUUAAUAAAACAAUCGCUUGUUUUAAAAUAAACGAAGACUUAACUAUUAACAAGUUUUAUGACCAUGAUCCUCCUUCAUUUGAUCACAGCAACGUUAGUCCUUCAAAAAGUGAUGGAAACACAACAAAAAGUGAUGGAUUUAGGUGGUCUUUUGAUAUAUCAAAUAUGUACAAAAUGAAUGAUAGAUGCUAUCAGGAGAAGGAGAAAUUGAACCCCCAACAAGAAAGCAAACAUUUUAUUCUUAUCGCCUUGUCUCGCAUUAACGUUAACGAGGAUAUGAAAGGAGAAAUCGAGAAGGAAAAAGAUGACAAUGAAAAAUCCAAUUAUAAAAAAGUGCAACCUAGUGAAAAGGUAUACCCUUCACCACCCAAUGGAAAUGAAUAUAUAGUGAAUAUAUCACCAGAUUCCAGUAGAGAUGAAAGUAAAAAAGGAAUCGCUAUUUAUCGUAUUGAAUUAAAUCAAAAAGAAGAGCAUGAAAGUGAAGAAAAUGAAAAAGAUUCUGAGAAAAUAGAAAAUGUAGAGAAGAAAAUUCAUAUUACCGCUGUGACUGAUUAUUAUUAUUCUGAUGAAAUUUCUGGAAUAUGUAAAUUCAUAUAUUCAAGUAAAGCAAGUGAAGAUUAUGAAGACGAAGACGAUGAAUCACGUGAUACCAUCCUAAAAAGAUUUAUGGAAAUAUGUAAUAAAAAAUCAAGUGAAAAUGAAAAAGACAAAGACAAAUCACGUGAUACCAACCUAGAAAGAUUUAUAGUAUUAAAUUACCAUGGGAUACAUGGGUUUGAAUUUAAUGAUCAUUUUGAUCAUUUUUUAAAAUUAAAUGCAGAAAUUUUUCAAUAUCCACAAAAUAUUAGAAAUGAAUUAGAUAAUUAUUAUAUAGGUCGUAAUAGUUGCAUGAAUAGAAUUCUUUCAUGUAUUUACAAUAAAUAUUUUUUGAUCACACGUUAUAAAUAUGACGUGCAAUCGCUUGAAGUUUACAAUCUGGCAAAAAUGGAACAUGAAAUUGACGCAACACUUGUUGAAAAUAUCGUAAAACAAUACGAUAAUUAUACCUUUUCAGUUAGUAGGUUACAACUUUGCUUUGCUCAGGUUGAUACUAUUAAAUUGUUUCAUAUAGAAAAUGGCUUGCAAAUCGUAUCAAAAAAAUUUAAAGAAAUAAAAAAAAUACAUUUAUUGGAAUUUAUUGAAAGCGAUGAAAAACUACUUAUAAUAGGAAGUCUGAAAAAGGGUGAAGAUCUGGAAAGCGACAAAGAUCAGGAAAGCGACAAAAAUCAGGAAAAAGGCGACAAUAAAGUGCUGCUGAAGUUUAUAAUUUGGGAUCUAUAUGAUACCGGCAAAUAUGAAUUGAUGAAGUUAGACGAUUUUUCAUUUACUAAAACCAAUAGAGAGAAUAUUUAUCCUCGUUUAGCACGAACUUCAGGAAAUAUUUUAUAUAUCAAUGAUCAUGGAAAUGUUUCAUCUGUUCUUGCAAAUGCUAAAAAGUUAAAACCAAAAGAUGUGGAGAAUGAAAAAAAGAGGAUUCCACGUACCGCCUGUCGUGUGAAUAGUAGUGGCACAGAACCAUGGAUAUUAAGUUUUAAUCCUAUUCUCUAUUGCCUUUAUUGUAACAAAGAGGAAACAAGAUCAGAAACUUUACAACUUACUGUUGGUAGAUCCACGGUUCAAAUUUGGCGUCUGAUCAGUGAUGAUAGUAUAAAAAAAGAUGAUAGUAUUAAAAAAGAUGAUAGUAUAAAAAAAGAUGAUAGUAUAAAAAAAGAUAAACUUCUUAACAAAGGAGAACCAUUCCUUGAAUAUAUAUGGUCAAAUAAUAUUCCAGUAAAUCAAGAAAGGGACCAAACAAAGUUGCGAAUUGAAAUGUUUGAAUCUGAUGGAUUACAUAAUAAAGUGGAUGAUUUUCAAUUGAAUGUUUAUUGGUAUGAAAGAAAAGAUGAUGAGGAGAAUACAAAAAAGAAAGGACAUGCAAAAAAGAAAGAGCGUGACAUAAUAAACAUAAUAAAGGAAGAAGAUGAUGAAAUAAAUAAAAUAGAAAAAGAUUUAAAAGAUAUCGAUGAAAACAAUAAUAUAAACGAAACGGAAAAAGUGAAAAAAAAACAAGAUAUAAAAGAUAUAAUAAAUAAUAGUGAAAAGAUAAAAAGAUGUGAAAAAGUAAUUCGACGAAAGGAUGUUAUAGAAAAAUUUCAUACAGUAAAACAUGCUUGCAAAGCGUUAGUACAUAUGAAAAAGCGUUAUAAAAAUAAUAAAAAUAAUUAUAAAUAUGAGGAGAUGAUUAACUACGUCGAACAUAUAGUCUGGAGAUUUGCUAAGUAUGAACCAGAAAAUUUCAGAUUAUUAGAUGUUCGAUAUAAUCUUAUGAAAAAUUUAAUAAUUGGUGACUGUGAUCGUUUGGUAAAAUUUAUAUUAUUUGAAUAUGGAGAAACCUCUGAAAAUAAAAUUGAUUACAGACAUGUACCAAGUAAUAAAUCAUGGCCAGAAAAAAAGUUUUUAAAAGGUGAUGACCUUGACAAAAGCGAUGAUGACAAAUUCAUGCUAGAAAAUAAUAUGGAGUUAGCAAUUUAUCAUUGUAGAGGUCGUGAGCUUAAAGAUGCGAUCAUUGUUGCAUAUCUUUUGGAAUAUUAUUCUAGAAAUCCAACAAAUUGUGUGGGCUGGUUGUGUACUGUUUCUAAGACGAUUUUGCCAGAAAGUUAUUUAUCAGAUGUUUUGCAGAUCAGGGUAUUCUCGGUGAUCCCUCAGUUCAAGAUUCUGAUGAAAUUAUUCCGAAAGAAUACUUAGAAAGUUACAAUAAUGACACCAAAUUUAGAGCUUUUGCACCUGAAGUUGAACUGAAGUCUGAUAAGUCUAAGUGGUACGAUAA